Molecule: messenger RNA, 1117 nt
Organism: Striga asiatica
Lineage: Eukaryota; Viridiplantae; Streptophyta; Magnoliopsida; Lamiales; Orobanchaceae
Source: the annotation of a GenBank genome assembly
UCUCUCUCUCUCUCUCUCUCUUUGAGGAUUUGUGUUUCAAAAGCGUGUAGAAUUAUUUUCUCUCUUGAUGAAGGGGGAGAGCUUCUUUGAUGAUCUCUAUGUUUUAAUUUGCUUUAGUAGAGAUGAUCAAUGCUCUGAAGUUUUUAUGCUAAGGCAGUUGUUGCCCAGAUUCUGAAUGCGAUUGUCUUUCGCCUUGUGCUAAACCAGAUUCUGACAUUUUCGAGGCAGUUUCGAAAUAUAACCCUAGUUUUGAUGAAAAACCUUGGCCUUCACUCUCGUCCGAGUCGAAGGAUUUUGUGAGCCUUUUAUUACAAAAGAUCCCAGCCGAAGACUAACAGCUGCCCAGGAUCUAUGUGAGCUUUUUUUGUCACCUCAAAUGGUAGAUUUUGUCAGUGUUUUUAAUGUGCGGCUAUGAAAAUAUUUUCAGCUUCUGGCAAAUGAAGGCUUACAUGCAAUCGUUGACUUUGCGCAAAGCUGUCUUAAAGGCCUUGAAUAAAACAGCAACAACAGAUGAACUCUUCUAUCUAAAGAAGCAUUUCAGGUUGAUGCAGUCUGAUGCAAAUGGAGGCAUAACAUUAGAGACCAUAAAAAUUGUUAAGUCUGCUCAUUACUCGAUAAACUUGAAACCUGAUUAUAUUACAUUAGUCCUAGAUAAAUUUUUCUCAACUUUGUCAAGUUUUUGGAAUCUUGAGUUGAGUUAUGGUUAAAGACUUCUUACAUUAGCAGUAUGAUAGUCUAUAAUGGGAUCUUUUGUUUUACCUAACCAGUGCAAGAUUUUUGCUCUUUAUACAGAUGAAGUAAUCAAAAUGCCAAUACACUAGAGCAAAGUAUACCAAUGGCUCGCUGCACGUAAAUGUUUUACCACAAAAGCAUGUUGUACAAUAAACGAGCAUUUUAUUACACAGCUGUUCUUAAGCAUAGGAGAGGAUAUGAUGACAGACCUUUGUUUAACUGGUUAUCGCGUCUUUUUUUCAUGGGUGAUUGAUUAACGUGAAAUUUCUUGGCUCAAUAGUAAUCUUACAACAUUUUUCUUUCCCUCGUGACUUCGUGAGUGUUCUUGUCUGUAAUUCUUUUCCCGAAAAUGAGUUGUUAUUAUGAUCCUAACUCUGGCUUCUAC